ACAGAUAUCACUUUUGAAGUUUUAACUUUUGCCAAAACUUUAAGAAAGAAGUCGAAGUCAAGUUAUUAAUCAGCACUUCAUCAGUAAUCAAAAGCAACAAACAUUGUUUUCAAUAAAACAAAAAUGGAGAAGGAACUUGAUAAGGUUGUGGAAGAAAUUAUGUCGACCCCUAACGUGAGCGGGUGCUUGGUUGCAGAUCAUCAGGGUCUCUGUUUAGCGUCAAAAGGCACAGCACACGUCGACUCUGCGGGUCUCAUCGUAGCUCUUUCCGAACAAGCAUGCAAGAUUCAACCGAACUUUAAACCACCUACCGUCUGCUUGGAAACGGAUACGAAAAUAUGUUUGAUACAAAGACACGGUACCAUCACGGGAGCUGUUUAUAAACAGAAAGCGUGAAGUUAUUGUAUAUAUUUGUUUGUUGAUCGAAUAACUUAACGGCUGUGUUAAGAUUACGAGUUUUUUAAUACUAUAUUAUUCGUUCAGUGUUAUUUAAAAAUGAUAUUAUAUCUUUUGUAAUUAAACUUAGCAUAUUGUUUUGAUAAUAUGUCAUAAUUGUAUGCAAGCUGUACAGCAUCUAGUUUAAAUUUUUGUUAGCCUAUUAUAUAUUUAUAAUAGAUUGAAAUUUAUAUUUUCAACCAUAUAAUAACUGAAAUUUAAAAUUAACUUGUUAUAGUAGC
Molecule: messenger RNA, 677 nt
Organism: Vanessa atalanta (red admiral)
Lineage: Eukaryota; Metazoa; Arthropoda; Insecta; Lepidoptera; Nymphalidae
Gene: Lamtor5
Product: ragulator complex protein LAMTOR5
Exons: 1
Coding region: 124-396 (90 amino acids)
Biological process (GO): cellular response to amino acid stimulus; positive regulation of TORC1 signaling
Cellular component (GO): Ragulator complex; lysosome; cytoplasm
Molecular function (GO): guanyl-nucleotide exchange factor activity
Source: RefSeq, a predicted model, not a curated record